AGGAGGACGAGGGAUGGGCCGCAGCCGGAGUCGGUCCCCGCGGAGAGAGCGUCGGCGGUCGCGGUCGACGUCCCGGGACCGGGAGAGGCGGCGGCGAGAACGCUCCCGCUCGCGGGAAAGAGAGCGGCGACGGAGCCGGUCCCGUUCCCCCCACCGCAGGCGCUCCAGGUCUCCGAGAAGGCACCGAUCCUCGUCCCCAUCCCCUUCCCGCCCAAAAGAGAGAAGAGAUGACGAGAAGAAAGACACGAAGGACGGGAAAGGCAAAGAGCGGCAGAUUACGGAAGAAGACUUGGAGGGCAAAACCGAAGAAGAAAUCGAAAUGAUGAAAUUAAUGGGAUUUGCUUCUUUUGACACCACUAAAGGGAAGAAGGUGGGCGGCUCAGUGAAUGCUUAUGCCAUCAACGUGUCUCAGAAGAGGAAAUACAGGCAAUACAUGAAUAGAAAAGGAGGAUUCAACAGACCUUUGGAUUUCAUCGCGUGAUGGCCUUCGCUUCAACCGGGAAUCCCGACGGUCCGGCCGGGCGCCCGCUGACCCUCUUCUCUCACGCUUAAAAGGACUUGAAAUGGAGGAGACGUUCGGAAAAACUCGCCCGGCCCGGGAGCCGAAGACCGGCGUCACUCCCCGCCUUUCCAGAAGACGGUAUCCUGACGUCCUUCCCCGACUCACCCAGUUGGAUGGGAUUCGUUAGGUCGCCGCGUGUCUGCCUCGGGAAUGCUGUUUUUGAUAUCGUUCCCAAUGAAGUCGUAUUUUUCCCCCCCCUCCCAACGGUGUUCUGGUUCCUGAACAAAAUCAAUCAAUCAAUCA
Tachyglossus aculeatus (Australian echidna) is the source of this 805-nucleotide messenger RNA. RefSeq names its product small nuclear ribonucleoprotein U4/U6.U5 subunit 27 (gene SNRNP27). Gene Ontology annotation, biological process: RNA splicing. Gene Ontology annotation, cellular component: precatalytic spliceosome. The record is from RefSeq and is a predicted model, not a curated record. The coding region runs from base 14 to 481 and encodes 155 amino acids. The transcript has 6 exons. Lineage: Eukaryota; Metazoa; Chordata; Mammalia; Monotremata; Tachyglossidae.